AUGCCAUUUGUAAAAUUUAGGAAUAAACGUGCUCGUCGCGAUGAUGAUGAUGUUGAUUUGGAAUAUGCACAAGCAAAGGGGCAAAGUCGACCAUCAUCGAGAACUGAAUCAAAAUGUACUAAAAAUGCAGAUAGUCAAAGUUCAACACCUGUUGAUCUUUGCAGUGCCAUUCCUGGUAUUCAAUCAGAGGCAAGCAGCGAAGAAACAUCGAACUCAUCAACUCCUGCUCCACAUGAAAGCACAUAUAAUAUUGCGACCACGAGCCAUGAAUUGGACAAUAGUGCAGCACGAUCGUCACAUCCCUUAUCGUCAGCUGCACUAUCUUCAGCUGGUGCAGAAAAUGUCAGGGAUGUAAUGACCAAGAAAACCUGCCGAUUACAGUAUACUCCACGAGCACGAAGAAUGAAAUAUGGAGAUGAUUUGUUAUCCAAUGCCGAUAAAGAAGAAAUAGCACACAGAGAUUUAUCAAGAGAUACCAACAGACAGGCCACUAGUGGCAGCGCAAAUGUGGCAUCAGCCGAUAGGCGCCCCGCGUCGCAUUCUCGUCGUAAGCAAGAUCUCUCAGCAAUUAGUGAAAAUAAUGAUGAAAUCAUGAUUUUACGCUAUUCAAAUAGUGAAACAUCUUUCCCAAAUGAUCUCACUGAAAUUCCUCUCUACCUUACUGAAAAAGAACGUGAUCUACUUUUCUCACUUAUCCAUCCUGCUUCGUCUUCAAAUGAUGGUGGAUCAAGUGCCCAUAAACGCAUGCAGUGUGGAGACAUUAUUGCAAAUAUAUCGGAACGCGAAGCAAGCACUAAAUACGUUUCACAUGCGCGAUAA
This is a messenger RNA of Acanthocheilonema viteae, 819 nucleotides long. The record is from the annotation of a GenBank genome assembly. NCBI's taxonomy places the organism in Eukaryota, Metazoa, Nematoda, Chromadorea, Rhabditida, Onchocercidae.